AUGGAUGUGAAAAGUGCGUUCCUAAAUGGGGUUUUACAGGAGGAGGUAUAUGUAGAACAACCUGUAGGAUUCAAAGAUCCUUACAAUCAUGAUCAUGUAUAUCGUCUUAGAAAAGCUCUCUAUGGGCUGAAGCAAGCUCCUAGGGCUUGGUAUGAUCGGUUGUCAUUCCAUUUGCUGAAUAAAGGGUAUGUCAGAGGAGCUGUUGACAAAACUCUGUUUGUCAAAAACACCAACAAAGACUUGAUUGUUGCUCAGGUUUAUGUCGACGAUAUUGUUUUUGGGUCUACAUCUGAAUUUCUUGUAAAAGAAUUUACUGAAGUUAUGAGCAGCGAAUUUGAGAUGAGUAUGUGUAGGGAGCUAAGCUAUUUCCUAGGCCUGCAAGUCAAGCAACAAGAUCAUGGUAUCUUCAUUUCUCAAACCAAGUAUGCAAAAGACUUGGUAAAAAAGUUUGGUAUGAGUUCUGCCAAACCAACAAGGAAUCCCAUGGCUACACACAACAAAAUUGAUGCUGACCCUUCUGGAAAAUGUGUAGAACAAACACUUUACAGAAGCAUGAUUAGAAGCCUCUUAUAUUUAACAGCCAGUCGACCCGACAUCUCAUUCAGUGUUGGUGUGUGCGCUCGCUUUCAGGCAAAUCCAAAGGAGUCUUACUUGAAUGCAGUCAAGAGAAUCAUCAGAUAUGUAAGUGGUACUCCAACUUUAGGUUACACCGAUGCCGAUUGGGCUGGAAACGUUGAUGAUAGGAAGAGCACAUCUGGAGGGUGCUUUUAUAUAGCCGAAGCGGAAUACAUUGCUGCUAGAAGUUGUUGCACACAACUACUAUGGAUGAAGCAAAUGAUGAGUGAUUACGGCAUUCAGCAAGGUACUUCAACUCUUUUUUGUGAUAAUCUGAGUACAAUAAAUAUUUCCAAAAAUCCGGUUCAACACUCACGAACAAAACACAUAGAUAUUAGGCAUCAUUUUAUUCGUGAAUUGGUUGAAGAAAAGGUGAUAUCUUUGGAGCUUGACUCAGGUUAUCCCAAAGUAGCCGGACCUUUUACCUAA
Prunus armeniaca (apricot) is the source of this 1044-nucleotide messenger RNA. The record is from the annotation of a GenBank genome assembly. NCBI's taxonomy places the organism in Eukaryota, Viridiplantae, Streptophyta, Magnoliopsida, Rosales, Rosaceae.